Cydia strobilella is the source of this 6282-nucleotide messenger RNA. RefSeq names its product synaptic vesicular amine transporter (gene Vmat). Gene Ontology annotation, molecular function: serotonin:sodium:chloride symporter activity. Gene Ontology annotation, biological process: transmembrane transport; aminergic neurotransmitter loading into synaptic vesicle. Gene Ontology annotation, cellular component: terminal bouton; synaptic vesicle membrane. The transcript has 13 exons. The record is from RefSeq and is a predicted model, not a curated record. NCBI's taxonomy places the organism in Eukaryota, Metazoa, Arthropoda, Insecta, Lepidoptera, Tortricidae. The coding region runs from base 110 to 1555 and encodes 481 amino acids.
GAUCCGUUCUUGCCAUAAUUUUCAGUCGGUCUUCGGACCUUGGGCCGUCAAGACGUGGUUUUAGUAUUUUUUUGUGUUUUUUUUAAUGGGGAGCUGGUAAAAUACAAUCAUGGGCGCGGCAUCAGACGGCUUCAGCGCCGGCUGGCUGCGCGCGCAGGUGGCCGCGUGCCGCGAGUCGCGCAAGCUCGUGCUCGUCAUUGUGGCUAUAGCCUUACUGCUGGACAACAUGCUGCUGACUACCGUCGUCCCAAUCAUACCGGAGUUCCUCUACGACAUCAGACAUCCCGACGCGCCCCUAUCCAUGUCUCUGGAUACGACCGCAGCCCCCACGCCGUAUUGCCCAUGCCUCAACACCAGCCUCGCCGUCAGCAAUGCCACGCAAGUCAACAUCACAGCCCAGAAAGAAGCCCGCCACCAAGAGUUAGUGCACGAAACAGUCGAAGUUGGAGUCAUGUUUGCAAGCAAAGCCAUCGUUCAGCUACUAACCAACCCCUUCGUAGGACCUCUGACGCACAAAAUCGGCUACAGCAUCCCAAUGUUCACCGGAUUCAUACUUAUGUUCCUGUCUACGCUGAUAUUCGCCUUCGGUCGCUCGUAUAGCGUCCUCUUUAUCGCACGCGCGCUGCAAGGCAUCGGUUCAUCCUGCUCUUCCGUGUCUGGCAUGGGUAUGCUGGCUGAACGGUACCCUGACGACAAGGAACGCGGCAACGCUAUGGGCAUAGCUCUCGGAGGGCUGGCUCUGGGCGUACUGAUUGGACCCCCGUUCGGCGGCCUCAUGUACGAGUUCGUAGGAAAGACUGCUCCCUUCCUCAUGCUGUCCGCUCUGGCAUUGGGAGAUGGAUUGCUGCAACUAAUGAUACUGCAACCUGGUGUAGUACGGCAGGAGAGCGACCCGCCAUCUUUAAAGGAACUGAUCAUGGAUCCGUACAUCAUCGUUGCUGCCGGAGCCAUAACCUUCGCGAACGUGGGCAUUGCGAUGCUGGAACCUAGUCUGCCAAUUUGGAUGGUGGACACCAUGCAAGCCAGCCGCUGGCAGCAGGGAGUGGCGUUCCUGCCGGCUAGCAUCUGCUAUCUCAUUGGGACGAACCUGUUCGGUCCGCUCGGACACAAGAUGGGACGGUGGCUGGCUGCUUGCUCCGGACUCAUCAUCAUCGGCGUCUGUCUUAUACUGAUCCCAAUGGCCCGCAAGCUUGAGCACCUGAUUAUCCCCAACGCCGGCCUCGGCUUCGCCAUCGGCAUGGUGGACUCCAGCAUGAUGCCGGAGCUGGGCUUUUUAGUGGACAUCAGGCACGCCGCGGUCUACGGCUCCGUGUACGCCAUCGGGGACACGGCCUUCUGCUUGGGUUAUGCCGUGGGCCCCGCGUUCUCCGGUACCCUGGUGAACAGCAUCGGCUUCGAGUGGAUGCUCGUCAUCAUCGCGGUGCUCAACUUCGCCUACGCGCCGUGUCUGCUUCUGCUGCGCUCACCUCCAGCGAGAGAUGAGAAGCAGAGCCUGAUAAUAAGCGACAAGUCAUCAGUGCGCUACGUGAGCUACCAGAACGAGGAAGAAGAAUAAACAUCUAUUUUGCCACCAUCUUAACUGCCCGCCGUCUUGAAAAAGUAAAUAAAAUAUUGUCUAUGAUUUUAAACUGAGACCAAAAUGGUUUCAGGUAUGUAGAUUAAAAUUAAAAAUUUUAGUGACUAAAUGUGCCAAAAUGUUUUUGUUUUAAGAGGAAAGGGGUCGGCCGUUUCUCCAUACAAACGAAGUCCCCAUUUUCCUCUCUGGAUAUUGACAUUAUGGAAAAUAUUUUUACAUAUUUUGAUGUAUAUUAACCAUAGCUAUGCCCCUACGUUUGACCUUUUUCGAUUUUUUGAUUAAGGUAAAAAUUAGGAGCGAAAAACAGAUUUCAAUUUUUUUUAACUUAUAUUAAUUAAAAAUUCGAAAAAACCAAACGUAGGGGCAUAGCUGUGGUUGAUAUACAACAAAUUGUGUAAAAAAAAAUUUUCAAUAAUGUUAAUAUCCAGAGAGGAAAAUGAGGACUACAUUUGUAUGAAAAAGCGAUUUCGCACAGGUCCUCCACUUUCGUCUUAAGGGGUUUGCUUAGUAGCUUUAGAGGCGUCUAAGGAGUGUAUUGUUGAUGUAAUAAAAGGUGUGAAUGAGACCAAAUAUAUGGCCUAUUUAUUGCCCAGAGAAGUAGCUAUAUAUUUCUUCGAUCAUAUAUUUCAACUAUUCUAUCUUCGUAGUGUCGACCAAUUUUCUGAUUCAAAUAUGUUUAUCAAUGUACCUAUUGGUAUAUAUAUUAUACGAGUAUCUAUAGCCUUUUAGUCAGGGUGUCUGUAUUAGAAAACUAUAUGCCAAACAUAUCUGUGGGAAAUAUAUUGUAUGUCUACACUAAUAGUAAACAAAGAGAAUAAUUCGUGUAUGUAUAUUGAAUUUAUUAAAAAAGGGUGGACUCACGUAUUUCAGGUCGGAAAUUGCUCGGCAUGUUUCCAAUUUCCAUGUAUUUAUACAUGUCUGCGUCAGUCCGCCAACGAGUGUUCCGUUGAUGUUCCUCGGUAUGGAGCGAAUUUCGACGAUAUGCCGAGCAAUUUCCGACUUAAAAUACGUGUGUGACCCGUUUUAAUAUAUUGAUUAUUAUGUCUGUGUUUCGCGGAAGUCGUGUCUGUAUUUCUAAAUCUUUAAGUCCACAGGUUACUUGGGUAUUCAUUUAUUUAAUAUAUAUUAUGCUAUUUAUGUCACAUAAAGAUAAAUGUAUGGUUUUGCAUGUGUGACUUGGACAAUAUGUUUAUUAUUAUUCUAAAUAUGUAUAAUUACGUGAUUAAACAUUAUCUUUAAUCAUAAAAUAUGACUUUAUGUAUGCGUUUUAUUGGACAAUAAAAUUGAUUGUAACAUAGUAUAUUUUAUUGGAAAUAAAUAUAUGUAUAAACGAACUGUAACCCAUUGCAAUAAAGGUACCUAAGUGUUUUUGCCAUUAAUAGGUAAUGUCUGUACCUACACUACAUUUGUUAGACAUGUUUCCAGUAAAAUAUUACUAUAAUUUUAAAACUAACACGGAACUUAAUCGCGUACAAACUUACGUUUAUUUAUGGCCUGACGUUUCGAACGUGACGUUACGUUCGUGGUCACAGGCAGACUGGCGAGGAAUUGUAUCAACAUUUUGCCGCGCGGGUUUUGCGAACUACCCGCACUUGAUCUUGAUUAUUAACUUGUACGCUAGGGUUGUCACUUUGCCUACACACGUAAUCGUAAUCGUGUUAGUUUAAAUCAGUAUAAAAUAUUAUUAUGACAUAUAUUGACAAUAUUUCUAUAUGCGUAAUGUUUUGUAGACAAUAAUAAUUUUACAUUUACUUUUUGUAAUAAAAUGACAAUAAAGUAUUUAGUUCGGUACACGUGUUAAAUGACGCACUUUUUAUAUUUUCUUUACAAAUAUUUUGAAAAAUAUUUGGGUGACGGACCAAAGACAAGUAGAAUUUAAUUUAAGUGAUAUUUUUUGAGCUUACGUAAGAUAUUUGUAAAUAAAAAUGCAAUAAAAGCUUUCAUUCGAUCACUAUAUCUUAAUUAAAUAUAUUAUCAGCAUUUUCAUCCCCAUAUAUAAUUAAUUAAUUUUUAAAAUUAAUAUAUUAUUAAGUAUAGGUACUGAUUUUCACAUCAUGCGGUUAUAUUUUAUUUAUUAACGAUUAUAGUCAUCAAAUAUGAAUGUAUUUUUUUAUCAAUCAUUCAUGUUAAAACUAUAUUGCAUUUGCAAUCAAUAUAAUAUUUAUAGUUAGUAGUAAUAAAUACAUAGGCAUGUAGUUAGCUGUAGAGCAUUUGUUUAUAAAGCCAGGAUUACACUUGUAAGUUUAACUUACGUAAGUAGGGACAAAGCUAUUUGCUAGAAUGAGAUAACGAUAUUCAUAUCUCAUUCUGUAGUAUAGCUGUGUCCCUACUUACGUAAGUAAAACUUACAAGUGUAAUCCUGGCCUAAGGUAAUUAUUAUGAUAAAUUAUACUAUAGGAAAUUAUAUGAAAUUUCUAAAAAGUUCGCAAAUAAGAUUACGUCAGUAAUUCAUUCAAAAUAAAGUAAAAUACUAUGAGACACAAAUUAAAUUAUUUUAAUGAAAACACAUAUUUUCAGUUUUUAAAGUAAAAUAGUUCAUGUAAUAUAUUUCUCAGUUCUAAAUAGUCUGAAUACAUCGAACCAAACUAUUUACAUAAGUGUAUCUCAGUAGAGUAGAUACUAAAGCUUUAGAAUAUUUAAAAUGUAUGUAUUUAAUUAUAUGUAAUUUAAAAAAAUGGAAUGGAAUCAAUAUUUUUCACAAAUUUAGAAAUAUCCAAGACAUCUAUUAAAUUUUAAGAAGCAGAAACAUCUGCGAACGAUGCUAUUAAUUUAAAAGUGAGGCCGUGAGUUCAAGUCUCGCCGAAGGCAGUAAUUUUUCCACUUUUAAAUUUAUUCUAAACAUAAAAUCUCCUUUUUAUUUCUAUUAAAAAAUACUAAGCAAAUAAAUAAAGUUUAUAUAAUUUUAAAGCAAAACUGCCUGUGUAUGGCUGCUCAGGCAGUUUGAAGGGAAGUGAUCAAAAUAUUAUCCAUUCCAUAAAUUUUUCAUUCCUUAUUUAUUAAUCAAAACUUUAUUGCACAAAAAGAAGUAAAAGUAAAAAAGGCGAACUUAAUGCCUCAGUCUUACAGCUUUCUCUAUCAGUAAACCACUUUUUUUUAAAUUUAUAUUUAGCUAAAUUUUCCAAGGUAUUCCGUAAAUUUUUAUUUGGUUGUUUUCAUUUGCUUAUAAUCCAUUAAUAUUAUUUUAUACCACACAAUACAGAUUAUUUUCAUUUUAUAUUUUUUUUGUUAUAUAAUUAAAAUAUAUCAAAUAUACUUACCUAAUAUCGUCGUCAAACAUGUGUCCUCUAAAAAUUCUAGUAAUUUAUGAAUUAGCGAAAAUAAGCUGGAAAUAUAUAUCACAAACAUAUUUAAUCACGUAAUCUUCCAGUAAUAGAUAUAAUAGUAGGUUGCAUGCACUGUAUAUACAUAUAAUACAUAAAAAUUAAGCUUGUUGUAUAAAAUCAUCUUCAUUCCAUCAUUUUACAUUCUGAAAUAUUAUUUUCAUAUUUAAUGAGAAGCUUCAUAUUUAUGUUACAUUUCAGACUUUUGUUAAGUGUAAUUAAAUUAAGUUCUAUUUAAUUAUGUUUAUCGUAAUAAUGAUAUCAUUCGUAUUUGAUGAUUAUAUUUAUGUAAUCGUAUUUAAUCAACUUGCUUAAAUUAUUACAUAUACGCACAUAAUUCAAAGAUAUCCAGACGUAAGGUUUCUAGGACAAAAACUGUGAUUUCAUAACAAGCCAAUUUCAUUGUGUUUAUGCGCGACACUCGCACAUUUACAACUCUGCGUUAAACGGCUCAAACCCGUCGUGAGCGUGUGUGCCUUGGCUUCGUGCGAAAUCGGUAUAUCAUGAAGUCAUAUUUUAAUUUUAGCGACCUUAACUCUGUAUAUUUGUUAACACUGUGCAUAAACAUCUUAUUAAGCAAUAGCUGGGUUUGGGUCCUCUACUAAUUAUUUACAUUAUGUAAAUCAUAAAUAUACCGUAGACUAUUAUUAAAAAUAAAAAUAAGUUAUAAAUGUUUAAUUGCAUUAAUUUAAUUUGUAUUUAUUACUUUAGAUUACAAUAUAUUGUACAGAUCAUAUACUAUACGACAUAUAUACACUAUCAGUAUUAUAAUACAUAUUUUAAAUAAAUAUUAUAAUUAUAAAUUAGUAAUAAUAACUAAUAUUAGUACAAGAGCCAUGAGCUGAAAAGUGUAUGUUAGUAAUAAACGGAAACCUCUGUAAAAUAUUGCUACUCUAUAUUAAAUAUUUUACGAUUAUAACAUAUUAUAUAUUUUAAUAGGUAGUGAAAUUUUUCGCAUCAUAAUCUUGCUAGAAUAAUAAAAUAUAUGUGAUAGUUUUAGUGAUAUUUUGAAGCUUUUUAAAUUUGAAUAACAUAACUAUGUAGUUGUGAAAUAUGAAAGUAAAUUAUGGCUUUCAUAGUUAUUAUUUAUCGUCCAUUUAUAGAUUAUUUACUAUAAUAUAUGCGUUUGUUAAUAUUUAACAAAAUAUAAAUUGUGAUAAUCUGUUUAUAUUUUCGAGUACCUAUUGUGUUUGUAUUGUAUUUUUUAUUGAUAUAUACAAUGUUCUAAGUUUUGACGAAUAUCUAGUCCUGUCCAGUUGGCCUCUGAUUUUGAGUCGCUUCGAAAACAAUAUUUAACAUGGAUGUACAAGUUUUGUAGUGGUUAUAUAAUGAAUGUCUUGAAUUGUGUUGGGGUGUUAUUUUAAUAAAAUGUGGGUAUAUGAACUA